AAAAGAAAUAGAAAAUGAUGUUAAAAAAAAAGAAAAAUCAGAUCAGUUACUACUUCUAUUUUCCAUUACAAACAUAAAGUGGAUUUCUAGUGAGAGAGAGAGAAUGGAGAUAGUCAAGCCUCAAUGGAAGAAACCUCUUCCAUCUGCAAACGACGUAGUUUCCACCCUCCCUCUCUACCGCUCCGCUCCCCCUCUCGAAGUCAGAUUGGAAGAUUUCGAGCUCUACGCCAUCGAUCGCCUCCGCGUUUUAAAAGGUGUAUCUGACGGACUUUCUCGCGGAAAAAGACCGGAAGAAAUGGAGAAAUUAGUAAAAGAUUUGUGGAAAGCAAAUAUGAGGCAUCCACUGCCAUCUGAAGUUACUAACAAAGAUAUCAUAUCUCACUUCGUUUUACGUCUCGUCUAUUGUAGAACAGAGGAGCUGAGGAAAUGGUUCCUUUCCAAUGAGAUUGCACUUUUUAGAUACAGAUUUCGGCUUCUAUCCCCCGAAGCUCAGAGGUUGCUUAUGGCCGAGUUUGAUCUUCCAUACAAGCCUGUUACCACUGCAGAAUUUGAGGGUGUAAAGGAAAAACUGCAUCUAGUUGCCCGAUCAACUGGUCAGCUUAAACCCACUGCAUCUGAUGCCAUAUUCUACAAGGUACCAUUUGAAGAAGUUCCUGAACUUGUGGCUGGUCGUAGAGUCUUCAUCUGCAAAGGCUAUGCUUAUGUUGCUAUGAAUCAGGUUGUUUCCCUUGUUGUUACCCAGUUCCGCGGUCUUCUAUCAAAAGCACUUGUUCUAACAAACAGAAAAUGGACAUCUACCAUCAGAGAACAAGAGAAGGAUCGCCUAACUCCUAUCGUGGAAACCCUAUGCACAAGCUAUCUGGGUCCUGACUAUUCUCAGCCCAAAGAAUUUGCUGAAGUAUCAAUUAAAGACAUUGACCAAGUAGCUAAGAGUUCAUUUCCCCUGUGCAUGCGUCACCUGUUUGAAAAACUCAGAGAAGAUCAUCAUUUAAAGCAUGGAGGGAGGAUGCAAUUGGGUCUCUUUCUCAAGGGUGUCGGAUUGAAAUUAGAUGACGCUCUUGCAUUCUGGAAAGCAGAGUUCUCCCAAAAGGUUGGAGCUGAGAGGUUUGACAAAGAAUAUGCAUACAGCAUUCGCCACAAUUAUGGAAGAGAAGGGAAGAGAACAGAUUAUACUCCUUAUUCCUGUCAAAAAAUAAUCUCAUCAACUCCUGGUGUCGGAGAUCAUCAUGGUUGUCCCUAUCGACAUUUCAGUGAGGAAAACUUGAGGGCUGCACUCAGCAGAAUGGGUGUAAAUAGUGGUGCAAUGGAGAAUGUAAUGGAUAAAGUGCGAAACAGACAUUAUCAGUUGGCUUGCACGUUAACAUUUGAAUCUAUUCAUGGUUCGUCAUAUGAUGCUGGGAUUAAUCAUCCUAACCAAUAUUUCAGUGACAGCCAAAAGUUUUUCAAAUCUAAGAACAAUCCCUCUGGACAAGGAGAACCUUUGGACGACCGAUCACCUAUAUAGUUGUGUUCUGGUAUGUCAAGGCCUACGCAAAGGCAGAGACAGGGUGGAUUUCAAUUGAACUAAUUUUUCGGUGUCACCUGCAUUCUCAAGAACUGACCAAUUGGAACACAGAAGUGGUUGGCCCACCAUUUUCGCUCCAUAAAUUGGUUGGGUGGUUUAGCUGGAGGAUAUCCCACCUGGAACUUGGAAGGGCCAUGGUUUGUUGUCGAGUGAAAAAUUGUGAAAGAUGAUGUAUUAUGUGUUAUAGGAGUUUCCUUAACAAACAGAAGUUUAGACGAAAAAAUUGAAGAAGUAGAAGAAAUUGAGGGAUAGAGUUAAGAGUUUACACUGCUAAAAUGUCCAGUCUUACUGCUUAAUGAGCAUUUGUAAUGCUUUUAUACAUUUUAUUCCAGCUGCUAAGCACCUCUAACUGUUUCUAACUA
Populus nigra (black poplar) is the source of this 1926-nucleotide messenger RNA. Its product is annotated as probable DNA primase large subunit. The coding region runs from base 104 to 1504 and encodes 466 amino acids. The transcript is spliced from 19 exons. NCBI's taxonomy places the organism in Eukaryota, Viridiplantae, Streptophyta, Magnoliopsida, Malpighiales, Salicaceae. Gene Ontology annotation, biological process: DNA replication, synthesis of primer. The record is from RefSeq and is a predicted model, not a curated record. Gene Ontology annotation, cellular component: alpha DNA polymerase:primase complex.